Psammomys obesus (fat sand rat) is the source of this 1108-nucleotide messenger RNA. RefSeq names its product pyroglutamyl-peptidase I like (gene Pgpep1l). NCBI's taxonomy places the organism in Eukaryota, Metazoa, Chordata, Mammalia, Rodentia, Muridae. The record is from RefSeq and is a predicted model, not a curated record. The transcript is spliced from 5 exons. Gene Ontology annotation, biological process: proteolysis. Gene Ontology annotation, molecular function: pyroglutamyl-peptidase activity. Bases 716 to 1108 code for a protein of 130 amino acids. Gene Ontology annotation, cellular component: cytosol.
AGGUCUCCAGUUCUGCUCCCGAGGGCGUGGUCUUUCCACACUUCCCACGUGGUCCUCGCCCCUCCCGUCCGGGAUCAUGGCUGGGCCGGGCCCCGCCAGCCUAGCUCAGCCCGGCCUCGAGGAUUCGCGGUCCCGCUGCGUGGUGGUGACCGGACCCAGUGGAAAGGGUAGAAUUGCAGAUUCAGACGGGACAGACCCUUCUACAAUGAGCACGCCUUGAUGGAGUCUGCAUUCCCCAGCCCCACGGUGCUUUUGCUGCUAUGGGAACACUGAACUAACCAAAACACACACACACACACGUUGAUGCCUCUGAACCCGGAAAAGGUCGGCCUGGGAAGAUAGGUGGCUUCUCUGUCAUAAAGGACUCCUGUCACCUGUCUUAACUGAAAACUACUUUGAUAAACACUCUCAGCCAGCGUCUCAUACUGUCAACCUUCCAAAAAGAGAGAGAAAAAGAAAAUUCUUUUGAAAUACUUUUAUCCCGUUGCACUUUCAUCUUUCUUCUUUUGGGUCCAGAGACUGAAUGGUUCCAGUCACACCUGACUUUCUCAGGAAGCCGGGCUCUUGGUGAAAGGAGCUCUCCAAGCUGGGCUUAGGGGCGGACACUAACUUAGAACUUGGAACGCUGCAGCUGCCUGUGGAUUACAGGGAGGUGAAACGGAGGCUGACCACAAUCUGGGAAGAUUUGCAACCACAACUUGCUGUGCACGUGGGCAUGGACACGUCCGCCAAGGCCAUCUUUCUGGAACAGUGCGGCAAGAACCGAGGUUAUCGGGAUUCAGACGUAAGAGGCUUCCAGCCCGAGGGUGGCGUGUGCCUCCCAGGUGGUCCCGAGGUAAUGCUGUCUGUCGUCAGCAUGAAGGAGGUCUCAAGGCGAGUUGCUCUUGAGGAUUUCAAGGUGGCGUUCUCCCGAGAUGCGGGCAGGUACGUCUGUGAUUACACCUACUACCUGUCUCUGCACCUCGGAAAUGGGCAUGCAACACUCAUCCAUGUCCCUCCUCUGUCACACCGGCUCCCAGCCAGCCUUCUGGCCAAAGCCUUGCGAGUCAUCAUCCAAGAAAUGUUGGAAGACAGUGGAGAAGUCCAGACUCAAAUGGCAGCAGCUUAG